Molecule: messenger RNA, 2394 nt
Organism: Aspergillus pseudoviridinutans
Lineage: Eukaryota; Fungi; Ascomycota; Eurotiomycetes; Eurotiales; Aspergillaceae
Exons: 4
Coding region: 1-2394 (797 amino acids)
Source: RefSeq, a predicted model, not a curated record
AUGAUGUUGGACGGGCUCGCGGGUACCAUCAUCGAGAUGCCCGAUAACUGCGGUGCUGCCACUUACGCGGUCGCUCACGAGGUCUCUGUCGCCGAGGAUCAAUCAUUGCCAGCCCAUCUAUCCCAUCUGACAAAAGCCACCGUUAAGGAACUAACCUUCGACUACAAUUUUGGUCUGGUGAAGCGUGAUGCAGGGUCUAUCUAUUUCCGCGCAGACUACGCUAAUAUUGGCGGAUAUUGGGAAACUGUCGUGGAUUCCAGUCCGGCGUCUAAGCGAUCCAUGCUCCGCCGCUUCUACAGCAGCAGCGAUGGAGACUGGGGCAGUCGCUUCGCUACUGUGCGUAAUAAAAAGUCUGGAUCCGGAAGUGCAUUCAGCAAGACUUUCUCGCAGAGUAUUUUUUCGGGUCUCAAAUCGUGCGGAUCGGCCAAAGCGUUUGCUGAUAUCGUGGCGUCUGGCAGUAUUUCGGCAACCGCCAAGAUGGCAGUAUCGAUCGUCGGUACAAUCAGUCCCAGUAUUGACAUCGAGGAGGUCUACAGCUUCGUCGAUACCAACAUUGACGCCAAGAUGAACUUGGACAUGUCGAUGUACGGCUCCUUUAACCUCGACUACACCACGGAAAGCCUCUUCUCCAGCCCCAUCACAAUGGACGAAUUCAACCACAUCGGCAUCAUCUCUUUUGCCCCUACACUUAUGGCAGAUGUCGGAAUGGUGGCCGAUAUCGAAUUGGCGGGGAACAUCUCCACCGGCGUCCACGCUUAUACGAGUACCAACAUCGUCCAGAACUUUCCUCAUGAUGCCGGGGAUUCGUCUGGUCAGACGGCGCAGGAGGCCAUGGGUACCAAGUUCAGCGGAGAUAUCUCUGACGCAGCCGAAGGGACAAUCAAGAUUGACCUACGCCCUCGGGUCGGUCUCUCCAUCACCCUCAACAAAUAUGGGACGGAUGGAAAGGUCGUCAAUGCCUUCACGGAAGCGUCGUUGAACACAUACAACGCCCUACAGGUAGGUUCCGACAAGUCGUAUAACGUGAGUCUGGGCACGGGCCCUGCCACUACAACAGUCACAUAUAAAAACAGCCUUGACUCCUUCACUGCAUGGUCCGAAGAUAGUAAUAUGGACCGUGUCAUUGGGUCCUCCAACCAGGCCAAGGUAAUUGCAUCCGGGGCUGCGGGUGGGGGCGAUGAUGAGGAUAAUAAUAAGGGUGGUCCCUCGCCGCAUACGAUCUCAAACGAGACCAGUUCUCUUUUCUGGGAUUUCGAGAAUAGCUUCCUUGGAUGUUCCACUGGUUUGGUCCUUUCCUGUGAUUCACUGGACGAAAACCCUGUCUGUGAGGUAGACAUCUGCGAGCUUUAUCCUGGUUUAUGCGACGAUUAUGACAGCGUUGAUGGGGGCUUCGACGGGAGCGACGAUGGGGGCUUCGAUAAUGGCACGGGAUCGAGCAACAGCACGAGCAACAGCACCUUGACCAGACGUUCGUCUCUCGCGAAAAGAGGCGCAGAAAGACAAUUCAAGGUACUGCUCGUGGAUAAAACCGAGGCCACGUUCAAGUCACUUCCUUACCCGUCAAUUGGCAAGCUUUAUAGAGGCCCCAAUGGACAGGUUGUCAUUGAGACCGCAUUCGAUGUUAUGAGCAACAGUUGCGACGAUUGGGAGGUCAUUGAUUGGCCUCUCGAUGAUGUUGAUAUGAGCAAGUUUGUCACGGAGCACAUCGUUGAGCUUCAAACCAUCAAGGCGUGGGUACAGGCCCCGAAUUCCGGGAUACUGCCAUCCGGCGUACAGAUGUCAGUGGGAGGGAUUCGGUCUAAAUGGUGGAAAGACUACUUUGGCUCUGCGGUGCUCUCGUCGACGCUUACGCCUGUUUCAGGCUCCUAUGCUCCACAAAGGCCCAGUGACCGUGUUUUUGAUGCGCUGGGAUCUAGUCGCAACAGAGCUGUGUUUGUGCCCUGUCAGAAAGAAAUCAACUCAAUGAAGGCUUUGCUAUGGGAUUUUAAAUCACCAGAUCAGGCUGUAUUUGACGCAGACCUAGAGGACGCCGUGGAAAAUUGCGGCCCUAUUGAAAACUUCCUCAAGCCGCUCAAGCUUAUCCUUGCCGUCUUUGAAUACCUGAACGACGCGGAUGUCAAAAAGCGGUUCGAGCAGGUUGUCGACAACGUGAACACGCAAUUGCAACUGAUUGAGGGGGAUCCCAAUGGUGUCCCCGACCUGUCCACGUCCUGGACUGAAUUCAUACCAGAUUACAUGACCAAGGUUGUAAAGCACGUCCGCGCACUGAUGAACAGCAGGAUAACAGACAUUCGAAACGCAUAUAACGUCGCCAACAAGGGUACCGUCAUGGAUAUCUUGAAAGAUAUGGAGACUGCGGUGGCUGCUAUCACGAUGCCAUACUCUACUGUCUAA